AUGAGUUAUCAGAAUUACUAUGUUUUUUAUCAAAAGAAGCUCGAUUAUGCACGAUCCAAGCUCAUGAAUCAAUUAGAACUUCCAUUUUUGUUUUCGCUUCAAGAUGCUCCAAAAAACACUAGAUUUUCUAUAGUAGGCUUUAUUCAUAUUGAUGGCAACGAUAAAUAUCCAGAAAUUAAUUUUAAGAAUGAUCAAUCUCGAAAUGGGAGACAAAUAUAUCUUGAAGAUUCAUCUGGAAGAGUUAGACUUAUCGGUGACUUUCCAUUUCCAAUAGCUUCCAAUAUUUGUGUUGGAACAACAGGGGUUUUGACUUUAGAAGGGAAUUUGCUCUUUGAUAAAAUAAUGCUAAUGCCGAAGCUCUUAAUAUCUAAUUCAAUUGUGCAUCCUCAGGUUAAGAUAGCAUUGGUUUCUAAUUUAUGCUUGGGAUCAAAAAAUUUUGAUCUAAAUUCCGGAAAUAAGCUUAUAGAAUUCUUAAAAUCUUGCGAUUUAUGCAUUAUAAUUGGAAGCAUCAUGGAUAGCAAUGAUUUUCCUGAGUUUGCAAAUGCAGAAAAUGAUUGGAAAGAAUGGGUAGAAUUGAUUGAUCCAUCAUUGAUAGAGAACUUUCAUUCAUUUUUUGGUGAAAUAGACACACGUUGCAUAUUAAUACCAGGAUUUGGUGACCCAACAGAGUCAGUAAUUCCAAUUCAGCCAUUUAAUCCUGCAUUUAUAUCACCAUUAAAUAUGGAAUGCACCACAAAUCCUGGUUUAAUCAAUAUCGAUGGAAUGAAAUUAUUGGGAAUGACAGGUAACAUCAUUGAUAAGAUAGAUUGCGAUCAAUUAAGUUUCCAUGAAAGACAGAAAAUGAUCUUGUCAUGGAGAUAUAUAGCACCAAGUUCACCUACAAGAAUUCCAUGUGAAGUUUGCGAAAAGGAUAUUUUAUCAUUAGAUUUUAUGCCACAGGUAUUUGUUGCAGGUGGAUCACAAAACUUAGAAUACAGUAUGGCUGAUGAUACACUUGUUAUUUCAAUACCAGAUUACAUAACCAGUCAUUCAGCAGCUUUACUAAACGCAGAAUACAACGAAGUUAGCAUCAUUAAUCUUAUGGAUUAG
Molecule: messenger RNA, 1089 nt
Organism: Trichomonas vaginalis G3
Lineage: Eukaryota; Parabasalia; Trichomonadida; Trichomonadidae
Product: DNA polymerase delta family
Exons: 1
Coding region: 1-1089 (362 amino acids)
Biological process (GO): DNA replication; DNA strand elongation involved in DNA replication
Cellular component (GO): delta DNA polymerase complex
Molecular function (GO): DNA binding
Source: RefSeq, a predicted model, not a curated record